UGCUGCAGAGUUUCUCAUUUUCAAAGAGUAGAUAAGUUGUGCAGCUUUGGGCUUGCUAGUGUUGUGCUUCUGUUUGACUCUCAGCUUGUACUUCUGGGGCAGACUUGGAAAAAGGGGGCGCGCAGCGGCGGCGUGACACAAUUGGACGCCGCGGGUGGGCUAGUCCGAGAGACGACGGGGGUGCGCUCUCCAAAGUCGUUUCAACAGAUGGUCGGAGGGUCAGUGAGUGUCAGCUCGUCUAAGUGUGGACAUUACAGCAUGCAUUAGGGUAGUGCUUUGUCUGAUGGAUUGUGUGGUCUUUCCGUGAGCCGCACAGGGAGAAAGUAAAAAAAAAAGACGCCUCCACCUCUCAGAUGUGGGAACAGAGCCUGAGGUAGCUGUGCUGAACUUUCUCAGAUCCUUACAGAAGAAAAAUAGCAAGGUUGCUGACAGUUUCUUCACCUUGGUGCUGACCUUGAACAACUGCAAUGAAGUAUUUUUCUUUGGUUCUGCUGCUUGUGCUCAUGACUCUGGAAUUAAGAGUAGCAACCAGUUCAGGUGUAAAAGUUCAGAAGUUUAAAGGUCGUGUGCAGCGAGAUAGAAGAAACAUCAGACCAAACAUUAUACUAAUUCUCACUGAUGACCAGGAUGUGGAACUUGGUUCAAUGCAGAUAAUGAAUAAGACCAGGAAGAUAAUGGAACAGGAGGGUGCUCACUUCACCAAUGCAUUUGUGACCACACCGAUGUGUUGUCCUUCCCGAUCAUCUAUCUUGACAGGGAAAUAUGUUCACAAUCAUAAUACUUAUACCAAUAAUGAGAACUGCUCUUCACCAUCAUGGCAGGCGAUGCAUGAACCGCGCACCUUUGCUGUGUACCUAAAUAACACUGGCUACAGGACAGCUUUCUUUGGAAAAUACCUCAAUGAAUACAAUGGCAGCUACAUCCCACCUGGAUGGCGCGAGUGGGUUGGAUUAAUCAAGAACUCCCGUUUCUAUAACUAUACACUUUGUCGAAAUGGUUAUAAGGAGAAACAUGGGUUUGAUUAUCCCAAGGAUUAUUUUACAGACGUCAUUACCAAUGACAGCAUCAAUUUCUUCAGGACAUCUAAGCGACUGUACCCUCAUAGGCCAAUAAUGAUGGUCCUUAGUCAUGCUGCACCCCAUGGACCAGAGGAUUCGGCACCUCAAUACUCAGAAUUGUUUCCAAAUGCUUCCCAGCACAUUACGCCAAGCUACAACUAUGCACCAAACUUGGACAAGCACUGGAUCAUGCAGUACACGGGACCAAUGCUACCUAUUCAUAUGGAGUUUACAAAUGUACUGCAGAGGAAAAGGCUCCAGACUUUAAUGUCAGUCGAUGAGUCUGUUGAAAGGAUACAUGAUAUGCUUGUGGAGACUGGGGAGUUGGACAACACGUACAUUAUUUACACCGCUGAUCAUGGAUACCACAUAGGGCAGUUUGGAUUAGUGAAGGGGAAGUCUAUGCCAUAUGACUUUGAUGUCCGAGUCCCUUUCUAUGUCCGUGGUCCAAAUGUGGAGCCUGGAUCAAUUAUUCCUCAGAUUGUCUUGAAUAUUGAUCUCGCUCCAACCAUUCUUGACAUUGCAGGACUUGAAGUACCAUCUGAUAUGGAUGGAAAGUCUGUACUAAAGCUGCUGGAGUAUGAGAAGCCAGGAAACAGAUUUCGAAUUCAUAGAAAGAACAAGAUCUGGCGUGAUACAUUCUUGGUUGAAAGAGGGAAAUUUAUACGCAACAAGGAGGAAAACGUCCAGCACACUAACCAUCUACCUAAAUAUGAGCGUGUUCGAGAACUGUGCCAGCAAGCACGGUACCAGACAGCCUGUGAGCAAACUGGUCAGAAGUGGCAAUGCAUUGAAGAUGCUACGGGAAGACUUAGGAUUCAGAAGUGUAAACCCUUCCAUAACAUAGGCACACUGAGGAAGAAGGUUAGAAGCUUACGAUCCCGUGGGUAUGGCAAUAACAACAACAACGACUGUGACUGUGGUGAUACAGACGUCAGGAUGAAGAAAGACAAAAGAAAAAAACAAAGGCCUUUCACAAAAAAGCAGAGCCCUCAAAAAUUUAAGCCACGCUUUGUUCAUACUCGACCUGCUCGUGCAGUUGAUGAAUUUGAUGAAAAUAUUUAUGACAUGGAGUUUGAAGAAGAAUCUGAACCAGACCAGCCAAGAAACAUUAGCAAACGCCAUUAUAAAUAUGAUGAGGAAGAGGAAUUUGAAGAUUAUGAUGUUGAUGUUGAUGAUGAAGAAAUGCUUGGUGACAGCAGUAAUUCAUUGAAUUUGCCAAAAUCUGUCCAAGUAACACACAAGUGCUUCAUUCUUCCCAAUGACACCGUACACUGUGAAAAAGAGCUGUACCUGUCCCCACGAGCAUGGAAGAACCACAAGUCCUAUGUAGAUAAAGAGAUUGAAGCGCUUCAGGAUAAAAUCAAGAAUUUAAGAGAAGUGAGAGGACAUCUAAAGAGAAGAAAACCUGAUGAAUGUGACUGUAAUGCAAAGAGCUAUUACAGCAAGGAAAAAGGAGUCCAAUCCAAAGGGAAAAUGCAUAGUCACCUUCAUCCUUUCAAGGAGGUAGCCCAAGAGGUGGAUAGCAAACUCCAGCUUCUUAAAGAGCUGCGCAGAAAAAAGAAAGAAAGGAAGCAGAAGAAACGUAAACUGAAGAAGGGCGAAGAAUGCAGCCUUCCUGGACUUACUUGCUUCACACAUGACAAUAACCACUGGCAAACUGCACCGUUCUGGACCUUGGGAUCCUUUUGUGCAUGUACUAGUUCAAACAACAAUACGUAUUGGUGCUUACGAACUAUUAAUGAAACGCACAAUUUUCUCUUCUGUGAGUUUGCCUCUGGCUUCUUAGAAUAUUUUGAUAUGAGCAGUGACCCUUAUCAGCUGACAAAUACAGUGCAUACUGUAGAAAGAGACAUCCUGAAUCAAUUACACAUACAGCUAAUGGAGCUAAGAAGUUGUCAAGGUCAUAAACAGUGCAAUCCACGACCCAGGGGACUCGACUCAGACGACAUUUGUGGGAUAGAUGGGAAGGCUAAGUUACCAAACUUCACAGAAGAUGUCAACUGGCAAGGACUGGAAGACUUGUACACCAUGAAUGAGAGUUUGUAUGAAAGGAGAUACAAUUUUAGCCUUAGUCUAGAUGACUGGACUAAUUACUGGAAGGAUGUAGAUAAAAUGUUUGCACUGCUGUUCAAUUUUUAUGAAAAAAAUAAAACUGCUUCUACCAAAACCCCAGCUGAUGGUGAGUUUCCUGUUACAUCAUCAGAAAGAGCAAACGUAAAGGAUAUGUCCUACAUAGAGUCCGAGGAGGAAUCUAGUGGUAUAGCAAUGAAAGAGGUAGUGCCUAUGCUGUCAACAUAUUUUGGAUUUAGAAGUCUACAUGCAAUUGAAAUCACUUCAGAAAAGAAACUUGAACUGAAUAAUGAUAUUCCUGAAAAUAAAGUUUCUGGUUUUGCACACUGGAACAGUAAUCAGCCUGAAAAAACAGUUCAGCAAAUGACAUGGGAGGGUGAAGAUAUGACUUUCAGUGGGAAUGGUGUGGCAGAACUGGAAUCUAAUAUUGGUUUCAUAUUGCAUCCCAUCAGCCAUCUUCCAACAGAGAAAACGGAGUACAAAAUUGAGGAUGAAGGCCAUAUCUUUGAGGGCCAGACAUAUCUUCCUGUAAGGGCUGAUAGCCCCUCCCUUUGUCAGACAGAUGAUACUACUGAGACUAGGCCUACUUAUUCAGAGAAGUCAGAAGCUGCAGCAGACAAAAUGAAUCCUAUAGCCGAAGGAUAUGAAAACAGUGAAGGCAGUGCUUUUAUCACCUUCCUUGACUAAUGUGGCAGGAGAUAUUUAUUGCAACAGCUUUGUUUAAGUAAAAAAAAAAAUUAAAGGUGUUCUUGAUAUAGGAAUUUUGGAAAAUCAGGCUGCUAAAUGGUAGUGUACAAGAACAAGUUUUGCAAAAAAAAAAAUGAUUUCACCGCAUAGAAAAUGUGACUUUCUUGGGAGGGGUUGUCCCUCCAUACCUCCCCAUGCAGGGAGCCAUGCCCCUUUCAACACCCUGUUAAUAAACUGUAAUGUCUGUGUUCCUAAUGGGGAUACAACUCCGCUGUUUGUAGUCUUAGUGUGAGUAGUGAAGCAUUCUGCUGUACACAGUACCUCACAUAAAAUACUUGCACAUAAGCAGACACACUUGCAAAAAAUAACACAAAGCACUCCACAUGAUUUUCCCUGCACUUUAUCAAAAUUCUCCAUUCCAAAGCAGUUGCCAAACUACUGCUGAUGAAAACACUGAUAAAAAAGCCCCAUGUAUCCUUUUUACUACACCAACUGCAGCAAAAGCAGCAUUAUUAACAUUUGCUAUAGCAAAGUAGUGCACCUCUAUAAGAUAAGCAAAUGUCAGUGUUAUAUGCAGGCAGAGAUGUUUACAGUACCCUUAAAUGAUGAGGUUACUGUUUAUUACCUUUAAAAUCCGUGUUUGUUUUGGGAUAUUUAUUUUCUGCCAUUAUCAGGUCUGUUAAAUUUGAUAUUUAUACUCUCCUGGCUGGGUGUUCCCUUACAAAUAACUGUUGGUAGGAAGAGAAAAAUGUACUGUAUUGCACUUUUUUAAACUACUUUUGUUGUUAUUGUUACUGAUCACAGUCGAAACAUUUUUUCCAGCAUUCAUAGGUUGAUCUACACCAUUUAUUUCAAGGCAGUGUCAUAUAACUUUUUAGUUUUGAGUGAGUGAGAUUGUGCUAAAUUUGAUUUGUUAACAAUACACUGUUGCCUGCAGGUCUGUGUGAUAAAGCUUUGAGGAAUCUUUGACUGAAAAUGUACUGCUGUUUUAGUUUUGGCUGUAAUUGUGAAAUAACUGUAUACUUACAAUUUGAUAUAGUAAUUCCUACUGUUGGCAUCACUGAAAGUGGGUGAUAAGCAUAGAGGUUUAAACGUAUACAUCUUCCAACAUUUCUGCAACACUUCCUGCUUGCUUCAGAACAUGGUUGCAUAUAAUAUUGUCUUGAUGUUACACAAAUGACUCAUUUAAUUGUGUUACAAAGUUAUUGUUCAGUCCAGUUUGUGUAAAAUUUUAGAGACUGUUGAUUUCACAUAUUGUAUAUGCACUGCAAGUUUUUUCUCAUUCUCAAUAUUUAAGCUGAUUUUUUUUUUCAAGAAAUGCUGUUGCGUAUUUUUGCUUACAAACAAGUUUUUAUCAUUUUUUUUUUCCUCAUUACAGACCGCUGUUACUGAAUCCUCUGUAAAUAUUUGGGUUAAAAAAGCUGUUAGCUGUUUAACAGAGAUGCAAGUUUGGAGUUGAACAAUGCACCAGCCUAUUUAUGGUACCGAAAUGUUUUGUAAAUAAUUUAAAUAAUAGUAGAAAUUAAUUAUAAUUGUAUGCUGUAUUGUAUGAACAAACUGUGUUUUUAUGAACAUUUUUAGAACAAUUCUGGCUUCAGGAAAGCCAUGAAGCAAUAUUUCCAGAAAAAUAAAAUGCUUUACAAACCACGUAA
This is a messenger RNA of Protopterus annectens (West African lungfish), 5470 nucleotides long. It is a transcript of the gene SULF1, whose product is annotated as sulfatase 1. Gene Ontology annotation, cellular component: Golgi apparatus; cell surface; plasma membrane. Lineage: Eukaryota; Metazoa; Chordata; Ceratodontiformes; Protopteridae. Gene Ontology annotation, molecular function: calcium ion binding; glycosaminoglycan binding; N-acetylglucosamine-6-sulfatase activity. Bases 468 to 3818 code for a protein of 1116 amino acids. The transcript is spliced from 19 exons. The record is from RefSeq and is a predicted model, not a curated record.